Sodiomyces alkalinus F11 is the source of this 750-nucleotide messenger RNA. RefSeq lists its product as hypothetical. The record is from RefSeq and is a predicted model, not a curated record. The coding region runs from base 470 to 661 and encodes 63 amino acids. NCBI's taxonomy places the organism in Eukaryota, Fungi, Ascomycota, Sordariomycetes, Glomerellales, Plectosphaerellaceae. The transcript has 2 exons.
CCCCCUUCUAUGAGCCGAGAUCCGUCAGAACGGGCCAGUUGGCUCAGGCACGCGAAGCCACGGAACAUCUGCACCAACUUACGAAGUCCAGCGUAAGGUAUUUAAUUACGCCUUGGCCAUUCAUCCUAAACAACGCAACGACUCGAGAGACAUGGGCGAGACAGGGCCGUUAGAGGGUGAGUAUAGCCAAUUAGCAAAGCCCGAUGGUUAACCGCACACACGCCCUUGGGACUGAGGGCAGCCUGAUUCCACCACAGUCGAACCUUGAUCCAUGUCUGGGCCCCCGCUGGCCCUACCUAAGGUAUUCUGGUGCGGGCAUUUCCGACGCCAUACAACGUAAGGCUCGCCCUCCUGCUUGAAGCUGUUGGGCUGCUCGGUCGUCACACUGGCAAGAAAAAAACGAAAAACCCUGCGGCGGUGCAAACAAAAUGGGGGCUCAAAAGACGAGGACGACCGCCUCUAAAUCCGAAUGAUGCUACUUCGUACGCAGUGUCAAGGGCAAGACGUCUCCAUAGCCUCGCCGGGAUCCAAGUGCGAAAAGGGUCUCGGGCUCGGUAAUCCAAUGUGCUAUGAACUGCAUUUCUCUAGUGCAGGGACUGCCACAAUCAGAAACAUGCACAGCGGUCGUCAUUCAUACGAAUAUGACCUUGGAUCUGUAUGAAUGCCAUGCAGUGCACUCUGAUGAACUUCAAGACUGGGUUCUUCGGAGCACUAUUGGCCCCUCUUGACUCGACGAGGCCGUGUUACCUA